AUGGCGACCGGAUUCUUGACCCUGCCUUUGGAGAUACGGAACAAAAUCUACGACUACGCUCUAGAAGAAGAGCACGAUUACUUUGUAAAAGGUGUACAAGCGCUACUAAAGAUAAGCCCGAGCCUCACGAGAGAAAUAUACUAUUACCGCAAGAUAGUCACCACUCUCCCAAUUCUCAGAACCGACUAUAGACAAUCCCGUUCCCUGGCCACGAAUCCUGAACAAACGGCGUAUGGUACAGGAUUCUGGUCUCCUCGCUUGGAUGGGAUAUUGGACAAAGUAAAGAAGUUUGAAGAGGCUAAAGAUAGGAAAGGCUUGGUCGUUAGAUGUGGAGCUGUUUCUCGGCAAAGUGGUCGAGUUUAUUCUACGUGUCGCUGCGGCGGCUUCCACUCGGAAAUGGGGAUGAGUGAUGAGCAAAUAUUGAGGUAUUUGGUUAAAUGUGUUGCGGAGGGUUUCAAGGCCAAGGGUCUUGAGUCGGUGGUAGUGGUAGCUUGCUUGUUGGAAUCAGAACCGGCUCAGGAUGAACGUAGCUAG
Molecule: messenger RNA, 534 nt
Organism: Aureobasidium subglaciale EXF-2481
Lineage: Eukaryota; Fungi; Ascomycota; Dothideomycetes; Dothideales; Saccotheciaceae
Exons: 1
Coding region: 1-534 (177 amino acids)
Source: RefSeq, a predicted model, not a curated record